Messenger RNA from Sciurus carolinensis (gray squirrel), 2801 nucleotides. RefSeq names its product peroxisomal biogenesis factor 11 alpha (gene Pex11a). The record is from RefSeq and is a predicted model, not a curated record. Gene Ontology annotation, cellular component: peroxisomal membrane. The transcript is spliced from 3 exons. Gene Ontology annotation, biological process: regulation of peroxisome size; peroxisome fission. NCBI's taxonomy places the organism in Eukaryota, Metazoa, Chordata, Mammalia, Rodentia, Sciuridae. The coding region runs from base 107 to 829 and encodes 240 amino acids.
AGACUCAGCCCCUCCCACCCCACAGUUCCCCUGACCCCGACACUCCCUGGGGACCCACUGAGCCCCAGAGGAUCCCCGGUGCAACUCGUGGCCUCGGGCUGGUGCCAUGGACGCCUUCAUCCGCUUCACCAACCAGACCCAGGGCCGGGAUCGACUCUUCAGAGCCACUCAAUACACAUGCAUGUUGCUUAGAUAUUUGUUAGAGCCUAAAGCUGGCAAAGAGAAGGUGGUAAUGAAGCUCAAGAAACUGGAGUCCAGUGUGAGCACUGGCCGUAAAUGGUUCCGAUUAGGCAAUGUGGUACAUGCUAUCCAGUCAACUGAGCAGAGCAUCCAUGCCACCGACCCAGUGUCCCGCUUAUGCUUAACAUUAGCCAACCUGAACCGUGUGGUUUAUUUCAUCUGUGACACCAUACUCUGGGUGAGAAGUGUGGGUCUCGCCGUGGGCAUCAACAAAGAGAAGUGGCAGACAUGGGCCACCCGCCACUACUACUAUUUUCUCCUACUGAGUCUGAUCAGGGAUCUGUAUGAAAUCUCCCUGCAGAUGGGACAGCUUGCUCAUGACAGGGCAAAGAGAGAGAAGUCAUCCCAGAAUUCUUUUGGGUACAGCUUGGCUGAUGAAGAAACAGAAUGGCUUUUAUUUCGAUCUCUGAAGCAGCAUCCUCCCUUGCUUCUGGACACAGUGAAGAACUUCUGUGACAUCCUGAUCCCUUUGGACCAGAUGGGGAUCUAUAGGUCCAACCCAGGCAUCAUUGGGCUUGGAGGUCUCAUAUCCUCUGUAGCAGGUAUCAUCACUGUGGCCUAUCCUCAGAUGAAGCUGAAGAUCCUCUAGGGUGUUUGUAGGCUAAGGACCAGAGACUAUUUAAAUACGACAGCUUCAUGAAACAAAUAUUUUCCUUGAUCACAAAUCAUGUCAUACUGUGCUUAUGUUUUUUUUGUUCACGUGAACAUUUAUGAUCCGUAAUGUGAGCAGAGGUGGGGCCAAGAAUGGAGCUUGAGGAUUUAUGGUGUUUUUAGAGUACUGGAAUGACUUCUGAAUUUCUGAAUAUUUUCCCUUCACCUAACAUUUACUGAGCAUCCCUUAUGUGCAUAGUAAGCACUUAGCGUUUGCUGCAUGAAUAAAAAUUGAAAAAGACCCAAUCUAAUAAGUGAACACUAAUACAUGUAUGGAUUGGGUUGUAUGGAUUAUUGGUUUCACGUGAUUAUCAUGGAUCUGAUGCACAGCACCUUCAGAUCUGAUAGCAGACCACUUUUUUCCCAUCAGCUGUACCCCACUCCAUAGGUGUCAGUAGCAAGAUGGUGGGGAGCUGGGCUGAUAGGCUCCUCACCUGUUAGCCUUGACCAUCACAGUACUUUUGUCCUUGUAUUCAGAAGUAGACUCAGAAACACAGGCAUCUUCCUGGUGUAAAGGUGUCUGUGGGGAGAAUUCUUUCCAUAAGGCAAUGAGUAAGCAAAAUUCAGAAGUAAACAGAAGGGAAAAAUAGGUGGAAGGUUACAUCCUGCCUCUUACGUAGAUUGUGACUGAUAAGAAAAUUGACACUGAAAAAAAGCAAAUAAAACCCAGGUCAGCACACUCCUUUGAUUCCCUUUCUAGUGUGCUUUCCAUGACAUCUCAUUGCCUUCAUGAUUGAGUACAAGUGUGAGACUCCAGAAUCCUGUGCUUUUUACCUCUUACCCUUCUCAAAUUUGGAACUUUUGAUAAUGGUUUAUAUUUCAUCCUACAAAACUAAACCUACCUAGACCUAUCAUCCAGAUUGUUUUUAUUUAAAGCCAUAAUGUGGGCAAUUCCACAUUAAUUUUCAUCAAGAUGCAGUUUAAAAUUUCAUGAUUACUCUUGUAAAUGUAGGAAAGACAUAAUUUACUUAUUCUUAGGGUCAUUGCGGGAGGUAUGAAGGAGCAGUAAGGGACCAGUAAAAAGGACUUGGGAACAUUGAGUCAGAAGCAUUUACUUGUGUUCCUACUUUCCAUCUUGGGUUAUCUUAUUUGUGAAUUCAGAUUCUUUAGUUUGAGGGAAGAGAGGUGGAGAGAUAGGGUGCUAGUACAUAGGAGGCCAAGGCCAACACUACCAGUAAAGCCAUGUCAUUCAUCUAAAUGUAAAUGAGAAAAGAACUAUGCACUAAGUAAGUUUCCCAUAAAUGUGAUUGAGAUUUUUGAAAAGUAGACUCAGAUCCUUGGCUCUCUGUUAUUUGUGUAUGUGUCGUGUGGUAGGGAUGCUGGGAUGCCAGGGAUUGAUCGAUCCCAGAGUAUUGUACAUGCUAGGAAGCACUCUACCACUGAGCCACAUCCCCAACCCUUUUUAUUUUUUAUUUUGAGACAGGGUCUUGCAAACUUUCCCAGGUUGGCUUCAAACUUCUGAUUCUCCUUCUUCAGCCUAUCAAGUAGGGAUUACAAGUGUGUGCCAGUGCACCCAGUGACUGGCUGUUUUUAAUCUGAUCCAUAAAGAUAGGAGGUUUGAGGUGGGCAUGGUGGUGCACACCUGUAAUCCCAGCAGCUCAGGAGACGGAGGCAGGAGAAUCACAAGUUUGAGGCCAGCCUCAGCAACUCAGCAAGGACCUAAGCAACUUAGUGAGACCCUGCCUCAAAAUAAAAUAUAAAAAGGACUGGGAUGUGGCUUAGUGGUUAAGUACCCCUGGGUUUGAUCCCUGGUACCAAACAAAAAAAGGUUUGAGAAAGAAUAUUUUGGAAAUUUUAAGAGAAAUGAGAGCUACUAAAGCAGGGCAAAUAAAAAAGUUUAAGUGUUUUUUAAUCUUGUCCAGAUUCUUUAAGAGAUUAAUUAUGUUCAAUAAAUUUCUAGACAAAACUGA